Messenger RNA from Adineta ricciae, 843 nucleotides. NCBI's taxonomy places the organism in Eukaryota, Metazoa, Rotifera, Eurotatoria, Adinetida, Adinetidae. The record is from the annotation of a GenBank genome assembly.
AUGAACAUAAAACAAUGUUGGCAAAAAGGCAUUUAUCUCAUCAUUUUAUAUUUUACCUUAAUUUUGCUGAUUUUUGAACUCGUACAACCAAAUUACUUAAAAAAUAUCUUGACAUCUUUGCCAAUAAUUGGGAAAUCCGAGAGAGUCGUUAGUAUUUCAUGGAACUGUCCUCUCAAUCUAUCGCAAAAAACUUAUCCGUAUUACAAUGCAAGUUGGUGUACACAAGAAUUUCUUGCCGGUACAUAUCAAAGAAAAUUAAAGCUACGAGAACUUUUAUAUUUAACCGACGAAUUGCAAAGUACAAGAAAGUCCAUUUCUUUGAUCACAUGUGAAAAAGAACUAUUUCAACAAUAUCGUCAGGCACGCUCUUCUACAGAUAGACCUGAUGUUAUUGUCUAUCUUACUCAAAAACAAAGUCAUACAGUAUAUAAACGUGAUGUUUUUGUCAAUACCCAAAAAAGUCUUGAUAUGCUGUUCCAGCAUUAUUCUGCAAUAUAUAAUGCAGACAUUCUUCUUUUGACGAAUAAGAAUGCAUUCAAUGAUGAUGAUCGCGCAAUUCUUUCUCGAAAUGGGACUCGAAAAAAUCUUCGAUUUUUCGAAAUAGCUGGACCAUAUUGGGAUUAUAUACCAGAAUGUAUUAAUCAAAAAAUAGAUUUACAGUAUGAAAAUUCGUUCAAAAUUGGAUAUCGACAGAUGAUUCGUUUGUAUUCAACAGUAAUUCCUGAUUUAUUACAUAACCUUGGUUAUGAAUGGAUGAUGCGAAUGGAUGAAGAAAGUAGGUAUGUGACAACUCCAUCUCCGCUCAAUGAAUUGGAGUUGUUCGAGAACAUUUCUUUCAUUUGA